Molecule: messenger RNA, 792 nt
Organism: Trypanosoma cruzi
Lineage: Eukaryota; Euglenozoa; Kinetoplastea; Trypanosomatida; Trypanosomatidae
Exons: 1
Source: RefSeq, a predicted model, not a curated record
AUGCGUGGGAUGCCUCGUUUGUGUCUGCGGUGCACGAGACGAGGCUCGCUUUGCCGGCUGACUGCCGAUGCCAUUGGUGUGGUGUCCGUUACCACCGUCACACCGAGUCGAUAUCGAAGUGCACAUGAACGCGGGAAUUUAGAAAGCGCCAAGAAAUUUGGGAAGGAGUGGGGUAUUGGCAAGGCGAGGACGGCGUGGUAUCCGAGGGUGCGUGCGGCAAUUGAUGGCCACCCUGGGGAGGAAGUGGUGGAUAUGGAUCGUCCCUGCCCCGAUGAGGAGGUGUAUCGAAAGGAAGCAAAGGGAUCGUCGACGGAGAGCGCCGCCGUGGUCGAUGAGGCUCUGGAUGGGCAGGCGGAAAUUGGCCGUGUCGACCAGGCGGUGGAUGAAGUGCAGGCAUUUCUUCGCGAGAAACAGCUUGAAGUGGCGGAGGCGCAGUUGGAGCGCAAUGUCGCUAUUCCGUACCCCACGCACCCGGAUGACAUGACACCGGAAUUUCGUCGCAUCAAAAGGCAUCAGUCUAUCGUGGUGGUCGCCACGGAUCCUGAUUACCCCGUCUUUGUGCGACGGGAUCAGUUUGUGCAGCUUCCCUUGCCUAAAAACCACCCGUGGGUGAAGAACACACCUAUAGGGCCCUUUAUUCAACACGGUGAUGGUCAACUCGGUGUCGUGGGGAGCGGUGAGGUUGGCUUCGACGAUGAGCAUGUGGCUAAGGCACUUCCACACAGCUUUCGUGGUCUGCGGCAUCGUUCUGUGAUGCAGCAACGUCUCCCAGAAAAGAACGGUAAAGUGCUU